Molecule: messenger RNA, 1121 nt
Organism: Oryza brachyantha (malo sina)
Lineage: Eukaryota; Viridiplantae; Streptophyta; Magnoliopsida; Poales; Poaceae
Product: NAC domain-containing protein 48-like
Exons: 1
Coding region: 215-847 (210 amino acids)
Biological process (GO): regulation of DNA-templated transcription
Molecular function (GO): DNA binding
Source: RefSeq, a predicted model, not a curated record
UGAUCGGUAAACUGCUGGCUCGACUAGAAACCGGCUGGGCUCAGAUCACAGAAUGACACGCCGCUGUUUGGGCUCAAUGGCGAGAUAAAUACUGCAGCUUUCUCUUCUCCGAGGCACCACGCACCCACCUACCCGUCUGGCCGUCUCUGUCCAUCUCCGCAUCUUGUCUCCUCGCCGUGUUGACCUCCACCGGAGACUACCCUGCACGGCUGGAAUGGGGGGAGAGACGAUGAAUCUGAUCCUGUCCGGCGGCCGAGAAGAAGACGAUUUCUACGAAGACGGCGACGACGAUGACCACGGGGUUGCUGUGGUCGUCGGGUUCGAGCCGACGGAGGACGAGCUGAUGCUGCACUUCCUCCGCCCGCAGCUGCGCGGGUUCGCGCCGCGCGUGGCGGGCGCCGUGGUGGAGGCCGACCCCUGCGGCGCCGUGCCGUGGGAGCUCGUGGCGCGGCACGGGCGGCGCGACGAGGGGUUCUUCUUCUCGGCGCGCGCCCGCAAGAGGCCCUCCGUGCGGCGGACCGUCGCCGGCAGCGGCGGGGGAUCGUGGAUGCACAGCUCGACCAAGAACGGGCAGUCCGUGACCGACCUCGGCGUGGUGGUGCGGUGGUGCAGGGUCAACUUCUGCUUCUACGCGCGCGGCGACGCCGGGCAGCGGAGCACCGGGUGGGUGAUGGCCGAGUACGAGAUCACCGACCCGCGCUGCUACCGCCGCGCCGACGACGGCGAGGAGGACGACUUCUGGGUGCUCUGCCACGUCAGGAAGAGCUCCAGGUUCCCCGCCAAGAUCUCUCCGGCCAAACCACGCCGCCGCAAGCCCGCCGCCGCCGGAGAAGCUGCCCGGGCGUGAGUCGAUUCCCGGCGCACGUGAGAGCACGACCUUGCUUCGCUCUUGGAUCCGGACUAGAUUAUACCUUUUCUUUUUGCUUCGGGAUUUGUCUCUUUGCUUUCUUCCUCCUCCAGCAUCCGGUCUUGCAAAUUCCGUGCUGUGACGAACACUUCGAAUCAAAUGAGACAUUUAAGAUGCUGUACUAUGCUGGUAGACAGUGUGAUGAAUUCAUUAACUCUUUCUGCAGGUGGAGGUUUCACUCAAUUCUUAUACGACGCCACUGAGGGGUGUUCGU